ACCCGUCAACAGCAGUAGCUACUGAAACUGACAAAGAGGCGGACAACUGAACCGCAUAAUGAAAAUUAACGGACCUUAAGUGUAGGUCUUAGCCGGAGUAUACCGUCUUUUAUUAAUUUGUUAUUAAAACAGGCCCCAAGCUUGCCGUCGGUGUACUGUGUAGCCGUCAGAGAUUAGAUAAAAACCCCAAAGAGCGAGGAUGUUGGUCCCCGCGGGAAGAUAAUGAAGAGGCUGCGCGUUUUGUUGGUGUGCCUCGUUGUAGCUCUCCUGUGCUGGUACCCCAGUCAACAUGUGUUUUGUUCAGAGCAGAGCUUGUCUGGCCCAGGUCAGUCUGCCGGGGACAAAAACCCUGAUGGCCACAAGCAGGAGCAGGAGCAGGACUCCAUGCAGCACAAGGCGGUGGAAGAAUGGACGACACAGACAUCAUACGAUAUGGGAUUAGAGAAGCUGGCAACACAAAACAUACACCAAGAACAGACUGUGAAUCCUCAGGAAGCUGAGGUGGAGGAGACAAAGCCAGACCCAGAGUCUGACAAUGUACCUGUUGCUCCUGAGCCGGAACCCCACCCAGACCCCGAGACCGAUUUGGACCUUCAGACUGACAGCCAGGACCACGAUCAGGAACCCCCGGUGUCCUCCACUCCAGAACCAGUUCCAGCACAGGGCCAGGUGUCCACAGAUACCCCAGCCCAAGCAGAAACCGACAGUGACGCCCCCGCUGCACAUCCCAGUCUGGACUCAAACCCAGCCACAUCCCGAGAUGAAGCUGAAAACACACCUACCUCACAGAGUGCCGACCCAGCUCACACAGGUGCAGUGCGGGUUGCCAGUGCAGGAGAUGAACUCCCAGUAGACAUCUUUGUCUUUGCUGAGCACUCUGAUUCACAGUGCGGGGUCAUUCCCCCCGAACUGGCAACCUGUGAAAACUCCCCUUUUGGCAGCCCUCUCCUCAGUGUGGAUGAGGCUGGCAUAGAAGACCAGCGGUCAGACCAGAGCCUCGGUUCUGGUCUGGAAGCAGAGGUCCAGUCUACUCCAGGCCACGUGGACCAGGAGCAGCAGCAGCAGCAGCAGCCACAGGAGCUGGAGAAUGGGCUGUCUCAUCUGGACCGGGAGGGCAACACCUCCCACUACAAGCAGCCAGGGGAUGCUAGUGUUGCCAGAGAGACCGAUCCCUCAGUGCCCAGCAAAGAAGACAUCCCCACCUUCGAUGAGUGGAAGAAACAAGUCAUGGAGGUGGAGAAGGAGAAAAGUCAGUCUCUCCAUACUGCCACCAGUGGCAGCCCCCAUCCGGUGAAGAAGGUCCAGAAGAACUUCAAGAAUAACUACGCAUCUGUGGAGUGUGGUGCCAAGAUACUCUCUGCCAACAACGAGGCCAAGAGCACUUCAGCUAUUCUCAUGGAAAAUAUGGACCUUUACAUGCUAAAUCCUUGCAGCAACAAAAUCUGGUUUGUGAUAGAGCUCUGUGAGCCCAUUCAAGUCAAGCAGCUGGAUAUCGCUAACUUCGAGCUCUUCUCAUCUACACCUAAAGACUUCCUAGUGUCCAUCAGUGACAGAUAUCCUACCAACAAGUGGGUAAAGCUGGGUACUUUCCACGCCCGUGAUGAGCGCAUAGUCCAGAGCUUCCCACUGGAUGAACAGCUUUAUGCUAAAUAUGUGAAGAUGUUCAUCAAGUACAUAAAGGUUGAACUCCUCUCGCACUUUGGAUCAGAGCACUUCUGUCCUCUCAGUCUCAUCAGGGUAUUUGGUACCAGCAUGGUGGAGGAGUAUGAGGAGAUAGCAGAUUCCCAGUACUCUUCAGAGAGACUGGAGUACUUGGAUGAAGACUAUGACUAUCCUCCUGGUUACCAACCAUCAGAGGACAAGGCCUCUAAAAACCUGCUCGGCUCAGCUACCAAUGCCAUCCUAAACAUGGUGAACAACAUUGCUGCUAACGUGCUGGGCGGAAAGCCAGGGCUGGAGGGUGGAGCAGAAGCAGGAGGUAACGAAACAGCAGAGGAGGAUGAAAAGACGGGGAGCACAGAAGUUAAAGUUAAACCAGCUGAAACACCUCACGACUCUGCAGAACUGGAACCUGCAGAACCAAAACACCCUGCAGCCCAGGAGGACUCUAAUGUCUCCGCUGACUCUUCCACAUCCUCUCCCUCCUCAUCCGACGCCCACGAGGACAGACAGAUUGUCACUCUGGUAGAAGAGGAGGAGGACGAAGAGCCCAGACAGUCUACUGUCACCCUGAUGGAGGAGGAGGGAGAGGAGGAGGAAGAGAAGAGAGAGGAGGAGACGAGGAGAGAGGCAGACAGGAACCAGUGGGAGAGUCAGACGUACUGUCCUUUCUCCUCCUUCUCCUCCCUGUCUCUGUCCUGCAUGGCCACCCUGCCGGAGCUGCUCCAUCGCUGGUGCUCUGCCCGGCUGGCCAAGGAGAGACUGCGCAGCCUUAGGCGGAGGCAGCUGAGCGCUCAAACACAGACUGAUGCAAACACCCCUGUCCUCACACACACGCCGCCACAAAUCCCCGUCCCUGUCCCCACACCUCCACACGAAGCCCUUCCCCUCACAGAACAAGCUCCAGAGGCCGAGGUGGUGUCUGUUAAAGGCCAAACUGAAGGCAAGUCUCUGGGCGAGGUUCACGCCACUCACACACAUCUCGACACUCACACACCUGAUGCACACACUCCUGAGCUCAGCAUCCUCCUAGAGCCGAGUAGAACCUCCACCAUCCCCCCUCACAGUUUCUCGGACACCCACAGUUCUCUGAUGCGGCCGACCCCCACCCACGAGGAGAAGCUGCUACCUCCCAUCAAAGACGCAGCCCUGGACCCAGUCCCCACCCCACCCCUUCAGAUUGUCUCCAUCCCUGAGACGCAACAGGCCAGCAGUACCACCCCCACCCUUACUGUCAGUUCUCCCCCACAGGCUGUGUCCUCUGAGACAGCCUCUCCAGGUGUAGUGGUUCCUUCUGUCAAGGAGCAGCCCGUUCUGCCUCUUCCCACUGCAUCAAGACCUGAAGACCUUAUCCCCCCUCCCACCGAACUGCCAGCAGCUGUCCCGCUGCCUGACACUCACACAGACUUAGUUAAGUCAGGCACAGAGAGUGGGGACUCCCAGAGACGCAGUGUCCAGGCUUCUCAGACUCACGGGGAGCAGGGGGACUCUCUCACUCAAACCGCAGAGCCCCAUCGUGUCGCGGAAGACACAGUGGACGAGGACCUAUUAAGCACUAAUGGGAAUGGCAACAUCCACCGGACGUCUACGGACUUCUAUGCAGAGCUGCAGAAUGGGGGGGAUUAUAAUGGAGGGGCAGUGAACGGGAACGGCGUGUUACUGAACGGGGGAGCGGUGCACGGCUCCAGUCAGAAGGAGAGUGUGUUCAUGAGGCUGAACAACAGGAUCAAAGCUCUGGAGAUGAACAUGAGUCUGUCCAGCAGAUACCUGGAGGAGCUCAGCCAGAGAUACCGUAAACAGAUGGAAGAGAUGCAGAGAGCGUUCAAUAAGACCAUCAUCAAACUGCAAAACACCUCCCGCAUUGCUGAGGAGCAGGACCAGAAGCAGACAGAUUCCAUCCAGGUCCUGCAGAGCCAGCUGGAGAACGUCACUAAACUGAUGUUAAAUCUCACCUCUGCUGUCAGCCAGCUGCAGAGAGAGGUAUCUGAUCGUCAGAGCUACCUGGUAGUGUCUCUGGUUCUGUGUCUGUUCCUGGGCCUCCUGCUGUGUCUGCAGUGCUGCCGCAGCUCCUCACCCAGCCCCAGCACCACUGCUGCUGUCCUUCCCAAGAGCAACCACUACCCCAGCCCUAAAAGAUGCUUUUCCUCUUAUGACGACAUGAGCCUAAAGCGCAGGGUCACCUGUCCGCUGGUUCGUUCCAAGUCGUUCCACCUGUCCUCAACAGAAGUAGGUCCAGAUGACUUGUACAUUGUAGAACCUCUAAGGUUUUCUCCAGAGAAAAAGAAAAAACGCUGCAAGACAAAGUCACUGGACAAGGUUGAGACACUAAAGGCAUCUGAUCCCUCUGCUUCGCUCACAAAUGGGGGUCUCAAGUGUAACGGCUUCCACCCAUGCCUCCCUGCACCGCCCCCAGCCCUACCCCUUCCUCCCCCUCCUCCUCCUCCUCCUCUUCCUCUUCCUCCUCCUCCCCCACCCCCGCCUCCCACUCCCUCCGCAAAGGAGGUGUCAUCAUUGCCCACUUGCACCUCUAAGGAGUUCUCUUCAGAGACCAGCAGCUGCAGCUCAUCCACCCACUCUGAGGAGUCCUACACGAGCCGCCUGCCCCCUCCCUCUCCCCCCUUACCUCCCGCGGGCCUGUGCAACGGCCACAGCCUGAGUUUCCCCCUCCCGCAACCUCCCACCAAGUCCCGUCAGGAGAAACGCUCCAUGAAGAGGCGGAAGUCGCGGCAGACGGAGCUGCAGUUCCCGCACAUGCCUGGGGGCGGCGUCGCUUCCCUCCCCAGCCUGCAGCAGCUUAUGAAGGGAAACAAGGAGAUCAGCGUCGGGACCAUCGGGGUGACAGCCGUCACCGGACAUGUCUGAAACACUCACGCUUCACUUUUACACACACACACACACACACACACACACAUGCUAUAUGGUAGCAGACUUGUGAGGAGAUGAGGUCUCACUGCAUCCCAAAGAACCACAUUUCCCAUGAACACCCAGGCGCACCGUGGAACUGAAGUGGCUGUGGCAGCAGUAGCACGACAUCAUCCAGUCCUCAUCCACUCCUGUCAAAGACCCGUUUACGGUUAUGUGCCUUUAUAUCUGUUCUAGACCUUUUAAUGCUAAAAGCCUGAGACGUAAAGAACGGCUGGUGUGGGCAGAGAGAGACACUGUGGUGGAGAGUGAAGCAUUAAUACAAGUCAAAUCCAUUGAAGUGUGUUCAAGAUGUUUUUUUGUUUUUUGUUUUUUUUUUUCUAAUGGAUAAGCACAGCGUCCCAUGACAGUUGAGCACCAGUGAGAUUUUUUUUUUUUUUUUUUUUUUUUUUUUUCCUCCCCAACUCUGAGCACAGUGAGGAGAGGUGCUGGCCUCAACUCUACGUUCCUUCGCCUCCAGGGAGCAUCACGAAGUAUUAGACUACUCUUUUGGGAUGAAAUGUGUCUAUGAGAGAACCGCGGAGCAUGACAAACUGCUUCUCGUAUCCUUAUUUCCUUCUGUCUUCCAUUGCCGUCAUUUUCUCUUAUCCAUUCUGUCUUAGUUUUGCAUCCUAACAUGACUGCAGGUGUUGGUAUGGGACCAGUGUUAAACAUUCAUAUACGCCAGGCUCUCUCUGUGCUGUCGUCCUCUGUCUCUGUCAGCCUGCUCCAAACCAGCCGAAUGAGCUGAAUGAAGAAAAAAAGUUUGCGUGGGGAGGGGGGGUGAAACUGUGUGAAUGUGCUUGUCCUUUUCACUUGACUGUCCCACUAAACCUCAUAUUACAAAUACAAGAGCAGCAUCAGUCUGUCGAACGUUCUGUGAACCGUACCUGCUCGGUUAGUUUGGGCUGGGCCCAAAAAAGUUUGCUCGCACACACACUAAUGAAGAGAAACUGUGCUGUUACACAGUGGAUACUCUGACUGUGAGGGUGGUUUCAGACAGGCCAGAGCCAAGCCCAGUUUUAUUCCUUUUCUUUCAUGUUUUGUUUUAUUUUUUCAUCCAUUGUUUCUGGUGUGGUUUGCUUGAAUUAUUCUCACAAUAAGUUUGGAGGCAAAAGUUUUCUUUAUUUUAUUCUUGUGAUUAUGUUAUUUUUUUGGAGGUCACGGUGUUGGAGGACACUGGGUAGCAGAGCUGAAUGUUUACACUUUCAUCUCUCACACACACACACACACACACACAGCCUACUGGGACCCUGCAGUCGAGUCUGACAGACCAGUUUUAUUUAUCUAUUUAUUUAUUUAAAUGACUACAGAUUUUUCUAACAUAGGCACUGGCCUGCCUCUCUCCCAGUCCUGCAGUGUCACAGUAGUUUAUCCACGUGAGUACGUUACAUAGAAAUAUGACAGUGAGAUAAACUCAGCGGUACGGACACAUGGUCACGGUGGAUGGCUCAAUCUGGGACAUCUGUAUGUUUUUUUAAACCUUUAUCUUGGGCUCUGACAUGAUAACGUCGCCUAGUUCUGUUUGCCUCGGCCUGAAGCGUCAGUGCAGCCACACGUCCUGCAGCAGUCUGUGUAUCCACCGGCGUAACUGAGAGCUGAAUUAGAAGCCGACGUGUUUAUUGGGAUCAUCACGCUGCUGCUUUUGUAUGUGUUCAGAGCUGCUGGGUGGUCGGAGGUAGUGGAAGUGGCUGAAGUGAGUGUUUGAUAUUUUCCCCCGUCGUCCGCGUCGCUCGUCUCAGCGUCUUUGCUGGAUGAACCAACUGAUUUUACGUCACCUUGUUCAUGAUUUUGUUACUGACCUACGAUAACAUUCAGUUUCAUAUUUAAAGACAAUGAGGUAUCCUUUUUUUUUGUUUGUUUGUUUUUAAAUAAUUAAACUUAAAUGAUCUUUUUUCCGUGUGUAUGCAGUUUCUGACCGGCUCUGUGGUUGGACUUGUGACUGUUUUGGCAGAGACAGAGAUUUCUCCUCUAACUUUACGCUCCUGUUAGAGCCUCUUUACCUCUCCUGACCAGCUUCUAGAGCGCUGCUUUCUCUUCACAUAUCCUCACCCACCGGGGUCACCUCUGAACCCACUGCACGACUUUCUCUGUGACUGUGAAGAAAAUGUUUAAUAUGCCUGCUUUUAUUAACCACUCUAACAUAUCCCCAUGAGGAGCUUGAAAUGCUUUAUCCGUCUACAUGCCUGCUUUUCUGACUAGUUUAUCUUUCUGUGCAUCCUCACUCUCAUUGUGCACCCGCUCCGUCUUUUAUUCACUUGUCACUGCUCGUGGACUUUAUGCGUUUGUCCCACCUGGGUUGAUAAAUGUGGUUUGUGAGAAGGACACAUGGAUUGUUGUUAAAUAAAGGGAACGCAACAAAGAUGGGGAUGAUUUGGAACACUGUGUGAUUCUGUAUGUUCCACAAGCCGAGCAAAUCAUGAGGUUUUUUUUUUUAAACCCUUUUUGAAUGUGUAUGAUCUUGUUUGUGUGUGUGUGUGUGUGUAUGCAUGUGAGAAUUUUUUUCUUGUUGUUGAUCUCAUGUACGCGUGAGAGUCUGUUAUGAGAAAGACUACUUUGAAUCUACUUAUCCCCAUAACACAGCGAAUAGGGAGAAAGCCCUCAGUGAGAAAUUCUAGGAGCUCAGUGUGCACUUUGUAUGACUCCUCAUGCCUUUUUGUGUUUUUGUUUUUCUACCUUAUAUGUCAAGUGCUAUCUUUUAAAUUUUUUUUCUUCCUCUCUCUCUCUUUCUCUCUGUGAGUACUCUGAAGAGCUGCACAGUAUUUUUGAGCAGGAGUGAGUUACUACAAAAAACUGUAGUGCCAUUAGAAACUGUGAAUUUCUAAAUAAAACCUUUUUUGUCGUCUU
This is a messenger RNA of Toxotes jaculatrix (banded archerfish), 7407 nucleotides long. RefSeq names its product SUN domain containing ossification factor (gene suco). Gene Ontology annotation, cellular component: cytoplasm; membrane. Gene Ontology annotation, biological process: protein folding in endoplasmic reticulum; regulation of bone remodeling. The transcript has 24 exons. Bases 223 to 4521 code for a protein of 1432 amino acids. The record is from RefSeq and is a predicted model, not a curated record. NCBI's taxonomy places the organism in Eukaryota, Metazoa, Chordata, Actinopteri, Toxotidae.